This is a messenger RNA of Contarinia nasturtii (swede midge), 4304 nucleotides long. It is a transcript of the gene Mnn1, whose product is annotated as menin. Gene Ontology annotation, cellular component: chromatin; histone methyltransferase complex; nucleus. Gene Ontology annotation, biological process: regulation of transcription by RNA polymerase II; negative regulation of cell population proliferation; negative regulation of cell cycle. The record is from RefSeq and is a predicted model, not a curated record. Gene Ontology annotation, molecular function: Y-form DNA binding; transcription cis-regulatory region binding; chromatin binding. NCBI's taxonomy places the organism in Eukaryota, Metazoa, Arthropoda, Insecta, Diptera, Cecidomyiidae. The transcript has 4 exons. The coding region runs from base 1456 to 3636 and encodes 726 amino acids.
UUUGCUCUCAUCAACAUCUGUCCAUAAUGAGGGAAUACGGUGUAUUUUGUGUUCAAAAUUCGAGUGGAAAAUUCUAAAUAAUUUAUUGAUGGCAUAAAUUGAAGUGUGAACCGAAUUGAAUUGAAUUAAUUUUGAAUUCAAGUGAAUUGAGACAUUUUUAAAUUCAAAAGACAUUCCAUAAAUAAGAAAUUUUUGCUUAGCAUAGAGAUUUACAAGAAAAAAACACAUACUACGUAUUUAGUAUUUACAGUGUCUAUCCUUUUUCUGCUUCCUACAUCCUUCUCACUUGCGCAACCGUCAAUAUUUACAUACUGUUGGCACGACAUAUUUGACUUUGUACCACUACUACCAUCAUAUCGUGUAUGUUCGCGAAUAUUGCGCGCAUCGGCAUAACAAUUGAAACGCACAUACCAAACACACACACACGUACAUACACAACAACACACACAAAUACAUAGACACAUGGUCAAAACGUGUUCGGAUACGGCAUUUAGAAAAGGAAACAAUAAAUUAUACGCAGUUAAAUUCAGCAGGCAAUAACAUCAUCAUCAUCGUCAUCACCACCAAUCGCAUCGGCACGCAAUUUCAAACGACGGAUGUGCUUCUCGUGUGUACGCGUUGUUGUUGUUGUUAUCAUUUUUCUCUGUUGUGAUUCAUUUCGCAAGCGUGCUAUGUUAAUGUAGUUGAACAAACAAAAGCAUACACAUACGCAUCAUCAUUCUCGAUGCAGAGCAUAAAAACAUUCUUCUAAAUGCGUCAUACAGGUGCAAGUUGAAUACAAAACGCAACACACGCACACGCACACACAUCGCGAGCAACAGAGAUAUAAGCAAGGAUACUAGUAAUAAUAAGACGUGUAAAAAACGAAGAAGAAACUAAAAAACAAGAGAAUUGCCACCGAGUACCAUUCGUACAGACUUUGGAAAAUUAAAGGCAAUCGAGAAAGGCGAAACUUAAAACAAAAGGAAUCGCCAACAACACAAGAACACGAAUACGAAUGGGAAGAAGAAGAAACGAAGCAAAGAAAUAAGAGAAGUAAACGUAAGCAUAUACACAAAAAUAAAAAUAAAUAAAUAAAAUUGCAUAAAACAACGACCAAUAACAAGGAAAACCAGAAGGCACACGAACGAUCACAAAUUCAUACAUAUAGAGAGUGACGAAAGAGCAACAGAGCAAAAUUGCAACGAUUAAUGGCAAUGGCGAAAAAAGUGCAGCACACUAAAUAAACGCGAAUCAAAUGAAAAACAUACACAACAAAACGCAAGCAAGCGACCAAGCAAGAGGCGAACAAGAAGAAGCGCAGUGGCAUUUCUUCGAGUGCAUCAAUAAGUGAACUGCAUUUCGAUACGUUCAAUUGAAGUGGUCGGUUGUUUGAAACGUUCGUGAAGUUUGCGCGCUAAAAAAGAAGAUUCGUUCGUAAAAAGGAAGAAAAAAGAAUUUAAUAAUCAAGAAAUAAUGUCGGCCUCAACAUCAACAUCAUCAUAUCUUCAAGCAGUUGCAUCUCGUUCACCAACACCAUUUGUUUGCGACGAUGAAAUUGUCAAACUAUUUCCAUUAAAAAGUAUAUCGGAUGUAGUGCGUUUGUUUAAAGUGCAUUUAGAAUCGGUGAAAGAGCCAGAUUUGACAUUGUUGUCCAUUGUUACGGGCAUCAUUGAAAAUACGUUGACAGGCAAGUGCAAUGCAAACUCACUCCAAUCAAACGCUGACACAGCUGCAUUGAAUAAUAAUAAUGCAGAACCAACAAAUAACAACAGCACCGUCGACACUUUGACCGAAACCAAGGUCAAAGUGGAGGAGUCAAACAAUUCAACCAUUGACAUAUCAAAUGCAACGAGUUGCAGCAAUUUUCCUGUUGUCACAUUUGAUACGGUUAAAAUGUUAUACGAAAAAUUCAUAAAAAUUAUAUCAUUGAUCGGACCAUGCAAACGUAUCGGUGUUAAAGAGGCAAAAAAAUCCAGCCGCUCAAAUGCAACACCUGUCUAUGCAACAAGAGAUAUUAUUAAACAAGUUUCGGAUGUUAUAUGGAAUUCAUUAAUUCGAAGCACAUACAAGGAUCGUGCACAUUUACAAAGUUUAUACAGCUAUUUGGCGGAAAAUAAAUUGGAUUGUUUUGGUGUGGCGUUUGCUGUUGUAGCCGGCUGUCAACAACUUGGCUAUGACGAUGCGCAUUUGGCCAUUUCAGAGGAUCAUGCUUGGGUGAUUUUUGGUAAAACUGGCGAAGAAACCAUUGAAGUUACCUGGCAUGGAAAAGGUGCUGAGGAUAAGCGUGGUCAGUCGGUGACGACUGGUUAUGAAUCUCAUGCGUGGCUCUAUUUAUCUGGUCAUCCGGUUGUUUGUGAUCGAUUUAUCGAGGUUGGUGCUAUAAUUUCAUCGAUAAAUCCCAGUCUGUCAAUGACGAGCGCGUGUUUGGAAGUGGCCGAAUUACAACAACAAUUGCUUUGGCUACUUUACGACAUGAACCACCUGCAACGAUAUCCAAUGGCUUUGGGCUGUUUAGGCGAACUGGAAGAGGUGGCAGCCACAAAAGGACGUCCAUCAUGUUUGGAACUAUACCAAACGGCUGUUGAAUCAGCACAAAUUAACUACAAAAAUCAUCAUGUGUAUCCGUACACAUAUCAAGGAGGCUAUCAUUACCGGCAAAAACAGUACAAAGAAGCAUUUGCCGCUUGGGCAAAUGCUGGCGAUGUGAUACGAUUAUUUAUUUAUUCACGUGAUGAUGAGGAAAUCUACAAAGAAUUUUUAGACAUCGCAAAUGAACUGAUACCACACAUCAUGAAAAUGGAGAGCUCAGGACAUUCGGCAAAAAGUAUACUCAGAGAUCCGCAUUGUUUUGCAAAUUUGCUAAGAUUUUACGAUGGAAUUUGUUACUGGGAACAGGGAAGCUUAACGCCAAUUCUGCACAUUGGUUGGGUCAAACCAUUGGUAACGACAAUAUCCCGUUUUGAUGGUGAGAUUCGAUCUCAAGUGAUAAUUCAUUGUGCAAAAGAUGAAGACGAUGUGAACGAAGCGAAUGCUUCAAUUCGAUCUGAAAAUAAUAACAAUGAUGUUACUGUGGCGCCCAAUCAAGAGGAGAAAAAGUUGAAAAACGGUGACGAUACGAGUGAUAAAACAUCGGAAACAGUUCGCACCACGCUAGUCGAAGCACUGACAGCAGCAUGCGGUGAAAAAAUUUUAAAUCCCGAUUUUCUUCUACAGGGCGGUGGAAAACCAUUUGCCGAAUCACAAGUAAAAUCUGAACGAAGUGAUGAAAGUGAAAAACAACUUUUACUAUUGGCGCAAACAUCACCUCGACAUGGUUGCGAUGAGGCAGUGGCCGAAACGAAUGACAAAUCGAAUGAAAUGAAAGCGGAAACAAAGACCAUUGACGACGAGAGUAAAUUGACAAUACCGCCAUCGGGUCCAGUAUUCAAGGAAACAGCUGAAAAUGAUAUAAUCAUUCCAAAACGACCUGAAAUCACGCUAUACAGCCAGAAAAUGAAAGGUCUUAAAGAACUAUUACUGGCAGAAAAAUUAAACCAGCAUGCAAUAUCACUACAAUUGACCGCACAGUCGCAAGUUCAAGUUGCCGGCAGAAAAAGUCGAUCGAUCGGUGCCAUAAACUAUGCAACAAGCACGAAACGAAGUCGACGCGAAUAAAAUAAAACAAAUAUUUUCUCAGAGAAAAAAAAACCACAACAACACAUCUAAUAACACCUAUUUUCACACAUUUUUUUUCUUUCUUCACCUUGAAUUCAAUUGAUCUGAAAAUUGCGCGAAACAUUGUCAACAGAUUGAUUCUAUUGCGCUUUCGCCAAUCCGGAAUGAUCAAGAAUAAUAAAAUCUGAAAUGGAAAGCCUGUGAUUAAAAAGAAAAUAAUAUUUUUUUAAUAUCACGAAAAGAAAAAUGCAAAUUUUGUCUAAAUCUAUAUAUCACAAGCGUGGAGUCCGUGGAAUUUUUUGUACUCAAUACGUCGCGUGAGAAACAUAAUAAUAACAACAACAAACAAUAAUUGGAAAGUAAUGAAUGGUUUUUGGGUUGGAAAAUUGUGUGCGUUUAUCGAUGGCUAAAUAGAAUGUAUAUUUCUGUUAUAUUGUUGGCUUCUGAUGCAGUCGUUAAAAUAGAUUAACGCUGCUUUUACGGAUGAAUUUGUUUAUUUUUCGAGACCCGCAAAAAGAGUGCUAUAUUUAUAUGGGGAUGGAAUAAGUUAUUGUUAAAAAAAUGAUUGAAUGAGUUGAUGAGGACGUGUUGAAAAUGUUUUUUUUUAAAUUUAUCUAAUUUAUUUUUGAUUUUCAGAACGAAAUGACUAGACAGGGAAAUGAUUUUUU